Molecule: messenger RNA, 1234 nt
Organism: Priapulus caudatus
Lineage: Eukaryota; Metazoa; Priapulida; Priapulimorpha; Priapulimorphida; Priapulidae
Product: zinc finger protein 431-like
Exons: 3
Biological process (GO): regulation of transcription by RNA polymerase II
Cellular component (GO): nucleus
Molecular function (GO): RNA polymerase II cis-regulatory region sequence-specific DNA binding; DNA-binding transcription factor activity, RNA polymerase II-specific
Source: RefSeq, a predicted model, not a curated record
GCAAGAGGCUCGAAAUCCCACAAAGCGAUCUGUCUGAUGGAGCCUUCUCGUUCAGAUAUGCCACGCCCGGGAGGAGAGAAGUGCCACCUGUGUGAUGUGUGUGGAUACGCCAGCUCCAAGCUAGAUCGUUUUAAGAAUCACAUGUUCACUCACACGGGAGAGAAGCCAUUUGCGUGUGACACUUGUGAAUACAAGUUUAGGAACCGCAGUGAUCUCAAGAGACACAUGCGUAUACACACUGGAGAAAAGCCGCAUGCGUGCGACACGUGUGCGUACAUGUGUAUGACGCCUGGUAGACUUAAGCUACACAUGCGCACUCACACGGGAGAAAAGCCGUAUGUGUGCGAUAUAUGUGAACACAGAUAUACUACCCUCGGUAAUCUCAAGGUACACAUACGCACUCACACCGGAGAGAAGCCAUUUGCGUGCGACACUUGUGAAUACAAGUUUAGGAACUGCCGUGAUCUCAAGAGACACAUGCGUAUACACACUGGAGAAAAGCCGUAUGCGUGCGACACGUGUGCGUACAGGUGUAGGACGCCUGGUAGACUCAAAUACACGACCCUCGGUAGUCUCAAGGUGCACAUGCACAAUCACACGGGAGAGAAGCCAUUUGCAUGUGACACUUGUGAAUACAUGUGUAGGCUUUCCACUGAGCUCGAGAAACACAUGCGCACUCACACAGGAGAAAAGCCGUUUGUGUGCAAUAUAUGUGAUCACAGAUAUACUACCCUCGGUAAUCUCAAGGUACACAUACGCACUCACACCGGAGAGAAGCCAUUUGCGUGCGACACUUGUGAAUACAAGUUUAGGAACUGCCGUGAUCUCAAGAGACACAUGCGUAUACACACUGGAGAAAAGCCGUAUGCGUGCGACACGUGUGCGUACAGGUGUAGGACGCCUGGUAGACUCAAGCUACACAUGCGCACUCACACGGGAGAAAAGCCGUAUGCGUGCGAUAAAUGUGAACACAGAAAUACUACCCUUGGUAACCUCAAGGACCACAUGCGCACUCACACGGGAGAAAAGCCAUAUGUGUGCGAUAUAUGUGAUCACAGAAAUACUACCCUCGGUAACCUCAAGGACCACAUGCGCACUCACACGGGAGAAAAGCCAUAUGUGUGCGAUAUAUGUGAUCACAGAUAUGCUACCCUUGGUAACCUCAAGGACCACAUGCGCACUCACACGGGAGAAAAGCCAUAUGUGUGCGAUAUAUGUGAUCACAGAUUAUUAU